Messenger RNA from Aureobasidium vineae, 1107 nucleotides. The record is from the annotation of a GenBank genome assembly. Lineage: Eukaryota; Fungi; Ascomycota; Dothideomycetes; Dothideales; Saccotheciaceae.
AUGUCAACCCCCAAAAUCCCCAUCACAGUAAUAACCGGCUUCGUGGGCUCGGGAAAAACAACAAUGAUCUUAAACCUCCUCCCCCAACUCCGCGCCCAAAACCCCUCCUACAAACUCGCCCUGAUCAAAAACGAAAUCGGCGACUUGAACGUCGACUCCCAACUCGCUGCUGCCGCCGAGAUGACCGGCGUCUCAGAACUACUGGGAGCAUGUAUUUGCUGCACAAAUGUUGGUCAGAUAGGAGAUGCGUUGAAAGAGUUGGAUGAGACGUAUGCGCCAAACAGAGUUAUCAUUGAGACGUCUGGGUCAGCGGAGCCCAUUAAAUUGAUGGUCGAGUUGAAGAGGUUGGCGGGGGAGACGGGGAGGUAUGCGUUGGAUGGUGUGGUUAGUGUGAUUGAUGUGGAGAAUUGGGAUGGUUAUGCGUCCACGUCGUAUACGGCGAAACUGCAGGCUCAGCAGACCGACUUGAUUGUCUUGAACAAGUGGGAAGGUCUGUCCGAGAUGGCGUUUGAGAGGACGUUGGAUAAGCUUGGAGAUAUGGACGUGGAUACACCGCAUGUCAAGAGUGACAAGGGCUGGAUCAGCAAGGACUUGCUGUUUGGCAUCGACGAGAGAAUGGCUAGGGAUUGGGUUGCUCUGAACCAGCAACACGGCCACGAUCACAAGCAUGAGCAUGGAGAUGGACACAAACACGAUCACAACGAAGAGAUGGAAGCUUUGAGCAUUACUCUCACCUCGGCCUCUCCUUCAACUGCAUCUCUGGACACAACCAAGCUCGCCAACCUCCUCAAGUCAGCACCCAAAGACGAAGUCUACCGCAUCAAGGCUGUCCUACGCACGACGCAAACACCCUCGAACAGCGAUGGCACACCCGCAGAUGAAGGCGUCGAAUCCACAACACUCAAGAGAUAUAUCCUCAACUGGAGCUUCGGCCGCUGGAUGUGGACAUUGGAUCAGACGGAGACGAAAGAGGAACAUGUACUGAGGAUGAGCAUCUUCACCGGCCGCUACGAGAGCAACAAGUGGCUAAAGAGGAUUGAGGCCAAGACCUACACCGCUCUGACCGAUGGUUCUGACUUUGAGCUCGAGGUCAAGCGUGUGUUGUAG